UUUUUCCUUCCAAGCUGAUAAGUUGUAAAUUUUUCUCGCUGUGUUCGACGAAAAUAAAAUUCGGCAUUAAAAAAAAGUUUCACUUGGGAUUUUUUUUUGUGGAAAAUAAUUAAAAUAUUAAAGAAAAAUUUUUAAUAUUUCCUUUAAAUAAAACAUAUAUAAAAAAAAUUGAAAUAAUAAAAAUGUUUAAAUAGUUGUUUUUUUCCUUUUACCAAAUAAUAGAAAAGAAGAAAAUAUUUUGGAGAGAGAAAAAAAAAUGCAAAAUUUUUUAUAAUUUGAGGUGGUUUCAAAAUCAAAAUUACAAAAUAAAGAAAAAAAAUAUUGUAGUACAUACUGAAAAAAAGGUGAAAAAAAAAAUGAAAAAAAUUUAUAAUGAAUGAACACCAAAAACAUCAACUAAAAAACCAAAAAAACACAACAAUUUAAUUAAAAGGAGGAAAAGAAAAAUCAAGGUUUUUUGAUUAAAUUUUUUUUUUGCAAAAUUUUUAUGUAGAAUUGCACACAAUUCCCAAAAAAAAAGUAAAUAAAAUCUAAAAGUGAAUAAGAAAAAAUAAUAAAAAUUAUUUGAUUUUGUUUAAAAUUUUGCACAAAAUAUUUGUUAAAAAAAAGCAACAACAACAAAAAAAGAAGGCAAUUAACUUUGAUAACUUUGAUUUUUAUUUUCAGUUUUUUUUUACUUUUAUUUUUUUUUUUCUUUGCGAAAAUUAAUAUACAAGAAUUACAGAUUUUUCUGCAAGCAAAUAAUAAUAAUAAUAAAAAUUUAGUGAAUAAAAACAGAAGGGGAAAUUGAUAAUAAUGGUGCAAAAAUAUCAGAGUCCCGUCAGGGUAUAUAAGUAUCCAUUUGAACUUGUUAUGAAGGCUUAUGAGAGACGUUUUCCAACAUGCCCUCAAAUGCCAAUCGUAUUGGAUUGUGAAAUAGUUAAAGACGAAAUAUUAGAGAAUGGUGCAAGACGUAAUACAAGUCGACGUUGUAAAUUAGCUGUUGAAGCACCAUAUAUAUUACGUAAAGUAAUUGGUGUUGAUCAUGUAUUUUUUAUACAAGAUAAUUAUCUUGAUAUGCCAAAUCGUACAUUAAAUAUUGAAGCAACAAAUGAAACAUUUUCAAAUCGUGUUGAAAUAUUUGAACGUUGCCGUUAUUAUGCUCAUCCAGAUAAUCCAGAUUGGACAUGUUUUGAUCAAACAGCAACAUUAGAUAUUAAAAAUUUUUUUGGUUUUGAACAUUCAAUGGAAAAAAUGGGAAUGAAACAAUAUACACAAACAACAUUAAAAGGUCGUGAAAUAAUUGAAUAUUUUAUUGAGGAAUUACGUAACGAAGGUAUAACACAUGUUGAAAGAUGGCCAAUAAGUGAUAAUGAACAAAUUGAUAAUGAUAAUGAUGAAAAGAAUAAUGAAACAACUGAGAUAACAAAAGAUAUACAACAAAUAAAAUUAUCAUCACCAGAACAUCAUCAUAAUAAUCAUCAUAAUAGUCAUCAUCAUCAUUUUGCUAGUCGUCAUUAUUCGCAUGAAUCACAUGAAAUAUUAUUGGAUGGUGAUUUUAUAGCAAAAUUUUUAGGACAUUUAACACCAAUGCAAGAAUCAAAAUUAUUGGAAUUAAGAAAAAAAAUUGAAGAAUUAGAAUUUGUUGAUAAAAUACCAAGUUAUCAAACAUUAUUAAGAUUUUUACGUGCAAGAGAUUUUAGUAUUGAAAAAUCAUUUCAUAUGCUUGAAGAAUCAUUAAAAUGGCGUAAAGAGAAUAAUGUUGAUUCAAUAUUAAAUGAAUAUACAAUACCUUCGGUUGUGGUAAAUCAUUUUCCAGGUGGAUGGCAUCAUCGUGAUAUUGAUGGUCGUCCACUUUAUAUAUUAAGAUUGGGUCAUAUGGAUGUUAAAGGUUUAUUAAAGGCUGUUGGAGAGGAUGGUCUCCUAAAAUUGUCAAUUUAUAUUUGUGAACAAGGAAUCAAAAAAAUAAAUGAAUCUGCAAAAAAAUUAAAUAAACCAAUAUUAAAUUGGUCAUUAUUAGUUGAUUUAGAUGGUCUUUCAAUGAGACAUUUAUGGCGUCCUGGAGUAAAAGCUUUAUAUAAUAUUAUUGAAACAGUUGAAAAAAAUUAUCCAGAAACAAUGGGUAGAGUACUGGUUGUAAGGGCACCAAGAGUAUUUCCGAUUGCAUGGACAAUUGUUAGUGCAUUUAUACAUGAAAAUACGAGAUCAAAAUUUUUAUUUUAUGGUGGCCCUGAUUGUUUACAUAUGAAAGAUGGUUUGGAACAAUAUAUUGAAUCAGAUAAAAUACCAGACUUUUUGGGUGGACCAUGCAAGGCAAAUAUUUCAACAAGUGUGGACCAAGUCGAGCCGAAAAACUACACACGUUGUUAUUUAAACAAAUGUCAAUGUAGCUUAAUUCAUGAAGGCGGUCUUGUACCAAAAACUUUAUAUAAGAUGAAUAGUGAAGAAGAAGCUCAAAAUGGUGCUGUCGCACAUGAACAUCACAAUUUAUAUCAAAGUGUUGAAUUGAAAAAUGGUCAAACUCAUGAGGUUGUGAUAAAAAAUAGUGAUCCAAAAUCAGUUUUAACGUGGGAUUUUGAUAUUUUACGAAGUGAUGUUCAUUUUACAUUAUAUAGGACAAGUGAAGAUCUUGGAACUAAAGAAGAUUCAUAUUCAUCUUAUAUUGAAUUAUGUGGUUUUGAAGAAGGUGUCCAUUAUACAAGAGAAGAACCAACAACGAUAUGCCGUCACAAAGAAAGUGUACAAGGAUCGCAUGUUAUGGCAGCUAAAGAAACUUAUGUUUUACAUUGGUAUUGUACAACAACAUCAGGUGAGGAACCAGCACAAUUACAUUUCUUUUAUGAAAUUUUGAGUUCAGCCCAUUAUAAAGGAUCAAUGACAAGUUUACAAUCUGGUUUUUCAACGAAUAGUGCAAGCAGUUCAUGCCAAUCCCGAUGAUAAGAAUAUAAUUUCAAUUUUAUUGAAAAGAAUCAAAUUUAAUGGUGCAGUGCAAAAAUAUAUAUAGUAAAAAAUAAGAAUUUAGAAAAAGAACAAAAUUAUUUAAUAUUAAAGAUCAUUAUAUAAUAAUAUGCAAAUUAUUAUAUGCAUGUAUGUAUUUUAAAUAUAAAAUCAAAUUGGAAAGAAAUUUUAUUAUACUAUUUAUAAGUAAGUAGAACUUGUUAAAAAUAGAAGAAGAAUAAUUGAAAGAAUAAAGAAAAACACUUUUUUGUAUAAAAAAAAUUUAACUACCAUA
Messenger RNA from Condylostylus longicornis, 3211 nucleotides. RefSeq names its product protein real-time (gene retm). NCBI's taxonomy places the organism in Eukaryota, Metazoa, Arthropoda, Insecta, Diptera, Dolichopodidae. The transcript has 8 exons. The record is from RefSeq and is a predicted model, not a curated record. Gene Ontology annotation, cellular component: cytoplasm. The coding region runs from base 796 to 2916 and encodes 706 amino acids.